Messenger RNA from Phanerochaete carnosa HHB-10118-sp, 853 nucleotides. RefSeq lists its product as uncharacterized. The record is from RefSeq and is a predicted model, not a curated record. Lineage: Eukaryota; Fungi; Basidiomycota; Agaricomycetes; Polyporales; Phanerochaetaceae. The coding region runs from base 38 to 763 and encodes 241 amino acids. Gene Ontology annotation, cellular component: cytoplasm; membrane. The transcript is spliced from 6 exons.
CUCAUUGGCAUCUCGUUCCAGGUGUUGCUAGUGGACGAUGAGUAGCACACGAAUCAUUCACUCUACCUCUGUUUCGACCCCGGCGCGUGCCACUGGGUCCGUCGUGUCAAAGCAGAGGGUGAAUACCCUGCUGAGGUCGCUUCUGCAGUCCUAUCUCAGGCAGCUUUCGGCCCACCCUUUACGUACGAAAUGUAUCACUGUCGGCAUCUUCAACUUCGUCCAAGAUAUUCUCGGGAAUCACAUUGCGGGCGUACCUCCUAGGCGUGUCCCCAAAGACGCGCCGUUGUACGAGAAGCUCGCGGCGCGCCUCAAACUCGAUUCGAGGGCCUUCAAGAUGCUGAUCUAUGGCUUUUUCGUGUCGGCGCCCCUCUCGCACUACACGACGGGCAUGCUGCAGCGUAUGUUCGCGGGCAGAACGAACACCUUCGCGGGCAAGGCAGCGCAGAUCCUCGCGAGCUUGCUCAUCUCGUCGCCCCUCACGGCGAUUUCAUACCUUUCGUGCACUGCUGUCAUCCAAGGCGCGAGGACGAAGCAGGAGAUCAUUGACUUCGUCAAACCUAGGUUUGCGGGCAUCAUCAAGAUAUCUCUGGUGUCAACGCCACUUGGCAUGAUUGUCGCACAAAACUUUUUACCUCCUGAGCUUUGGGUCCCAUGGUUCAACAGCAUCACUUUCGUCAUCGGGACUACUCUGAGUGUUAUGAUCAAGAAGGGAGCGAUUAAGCAGCGCCAGGAGCAGAAGAAGAAGGAAGGUAAGGAGGAGUAGGUUUGCACAAGCGUCGUGUUUCUCCAUGCUCUUCUGAAUGUAUAACGUACAUGGCUUCUCUUCUCCAAUACCAAUACCAAUUACAAUGGC